AUUCCGUCGGGUUUGAUCGCUUUGGUCGUUGCCGGCUAUUCUUCCAUCGAUUGGUUGCGUCUGCACGUGGAUCCAACAUGGCGGCGACUCAAACAACGAAUCCCUCCCAGCUGCUCCCGCUCGAGCUUGUGGACAAAUGUAUCGGCUCCCGGAUUCACAUCGUCAUGAAAACGGACAAAGAAAUCGUCGGCACCCUUCUGGGUUUUGAUGAUUUUGUCAAUAUGGUCUUGGAGGAUGUGACGGAGUUUGAAAUCACACCAGAGGGACGGAGGAUAACAAAACUGGACCAGAUUCUCCUGAACGGCAACAACAUCACAAUGGUAAGAACAUUUCUAGAAUCCGAUUCAUUGAACCAGCUGAAAACAGACGACCUCUUAAAACCCAUGUUACACAAAAACAAAUAA
Paralichthys olivaceus (Japanese flounder) is the source of this 404-nucleotide messenger RNA. The record is from RefSeq and is a predicted model, not a curated record. Lineage: Eukaryota; Metazoa; Chordata; Actinopteri; Pleuronectiformes; Paralichthyidae.